Candidula unifasciata is the source of this 1341-nucleotide messenger RNA. The record is from the annotation of a GenBank genome assembly. Lineage: Eukaryota; Metazoa; Mollusca; Gastropoda; Stylommatophora; Geomitridae.
CUGAUGAACAAACUACGACGUCGUCGCUGGCUCUGUAUGGUCGUUUUUGUGUUGCUGGUUGUCUGGGUCUGUUUGAUCAGUAACAGUGUCAUGGUUCGGACAGUGGACACAGACUUACAGAGAUCAGUAGCGCGGCUAGGCGGCGACGUAGAGAAAACAUCAAAGAAAACUGUCAAGCCAGGAUGUAACUGUGUCAGUAUAUCAUUGCAAGCCAACAAAGAGACAGUCAACAUCAGCUCUUUGAUACGAUUCCCUCCAGUGCUGUUCAACGAGAACAUCGAUAAUUUUACCUUCGACAACGGUCAUCUCUUCCAGUGUACUCAACCAAACGGCCCAGGCCCGGAUGGAAUUGAGGACUUGAUGUGUAUCCCGAGACCCCACUAUCUGCCUGGGUACAAAAACCCAUGCUUCUAUGACAAAUAUCAACUGUUUUACUGUAUGCCAUACUACAUAAUUCUGGGCUUCGACAAGUGUGGAACCACUGACCUCUCCUACAGACUGCAACUACACCCGUCCGUGCUGAAAUCCAUCGCCUACCUGUACAAGGAAAUCUAUUACUGGAGCUGGCGCAGGUUUGGGUUGUUCGUGAAAACAAGCAUGCGUGUCAUGAAGUUCAGGGAAUAUUACAGCUCUUUUAACAACGCCAGCGACAUUAUAGAACCUCUGGCGGGGCAGGCUAACCAGCCUAUUGUAGGCGAUGGGGGUCCCACUGAUGGAUGGGACUUCAGGGGUUGGCAGAUGGACCCCCAGAAUGCGGGACUGUCUGAGCCAAGGGUUUUAGCCCCACAUCACAUAAGGCAUUUAUUGAAAGAACCCAGGUUCAUUGUCCUCAUGAGGGAACCUGCUGAACGGUUAUACUCAGACUACCUCUUCCUCCGCUAUGGCGAUUCGCCUGAAAAGUUUGACAGAGAUGCCAGGACAUCUAUAGAUAUGAUGAACGAAUGUCUGAAGGUCAAUACCACUCGACAGUGUUUCUACAGUCGCCAAUAUUUUCAGAAAACCCCAGCCAGGCUCCACAUCGGCUGUUAUUCCGUUUUUCUGAGAGAAUGGUUUUCGGUUUUCCAUAGAAAACAUUUCUUUUUUCUCCGUUCAGAGGAUUAUAAAAAAGAUAUCAGAGGAAAUCUGCAGGCAGUGUUUGCUUUUCUGGGAAUUGAUAGUUUACCAGACACACUCUUGGACACUAUCAGUGACCAGGAGAAGAGGCUGCAGACGACGCAAAAGAAGAAAGCAGGCCCCAUGUUACCGGAAACAAAAAAAAUGUUACAAGAUUUUUACCAGCCAUGUAACAAGGAUUUGGCUCAACUGUUGGGUGAUGACAAGUACCUGUGGAAUAACACGUGA